Eublepharis macularius is the source of this 8027-nucleotide messenger RNA. RefSeq names its product dysferlin (gene DYSF). The transcript has 56 exons. The record is from RefSeq and is a predicted model, not a curated record. NCBI's taxonomy places the organism in Eukaryota, Metazoa, Chordata, Lepidosauria, Squamata, Eublepharidae. Gene Ontology annotation, biological process: vesicle fusion; plasma membrane repair; macrophage activation involved in immune response. Gene Ontology annotation, cellular component: cytoplasmic vesicle; membrane; T-tubule. The coding region runs from base 13 to 6291 and encodes 2092 amino acids. Gene Ontology annotation, molecular function: calcium-dependent phospholipid binding; calcium ion binding.
CCGGCGGGAGCCAUGCUGCGCUGCCUGCUCCAGCGCGCCUGCAGCCUGCCCGCCUUGGAGAAGGGCGACAAGCAGAGCGACCCGGUGGCCAGCCUGACCUUCCGAGGGGUGAAGAAGAGAACCAAAGUGAUCAAGAACAACAUCAAUCCAGUAUGGAACGAGGGCUUUGAAUGGGACCUGAAAGGCCUCCCCUUAGACCAGAAUGCGGAGCUCCACGUGGUUGUCAAAGACCAUGAGACCAUGGGGAGAAACAGGUUCCUGGGCGAAGCCCACGUGCCCCUCCGAGAUGUCCUGGCUUCUCCCCACCUCGCUGCCAGCUUCAACGCUCCUCUGCUGGAUGCCAAGAAGCAGAGCACAGGGGCCUCUCUUAUCCUGCAAGUCUCCUACACUCCUCCUCCCGGGGCAGCUCCUUUCUUCCUGCCUCCUGCCCCCCUCGAGCCAAACCCAACUCCCGUGGAGCUGGACACCAUCACAGAUACAGCUGGCGAGGAAGAGGGUGAAGAUCACCUUGGGACAGGAGACGAAGCGGAGCCUCCCUCGGGGCCUUCAGCAUCAGAUCAACCUUCCCUCCCCAAGAAACCUCCAACGCACGCGGCUCAUGGGACCAAGAGAAGAAAAAGCACUUCCAAAAAACUGCUGUCCAACAAGCCUCAGGACUUCCAGAUCAGGGUGCGAAUCAUUGAAGGGCGGCAGUUUCCAGGAGUCAACAUCAAGCCUGUGGUGAAGGUCACAGCGGCUGGACAAACCAAGAGAACCCGGAUCCGGAAAGGGAAUGGCCCAGUUUUUGAUGAGACCUUUUUCUUCAAUAUCAUUGAAUCCCCAAUGGAGCUGUUCGAUGAACCCAUUUUCAUCACUGUUGUUGAUUCCCGUUCUCUUCGGACAGACUCUGUUAUUGGAGAAUUCCGGAUGGACGUUGGGACGGUUUACGCCGAACCCAAGCACGCCUUCCUCCGAAAGUGGCUGCUGCUUUCAGACCCGGAAGAUUUUUCAGCUGGCGCUAAAGGCUACUUGAAGGUCAGCCUGUACGUCCUGGGUCCUGGCGAUGAGGCACCUGUGGAGAAGAAGGAAGGUGCCGAAGACAAGGAGGACAUUGAGGGCAACAUACUCCGGCCCACAGGGGUGUGCCUUAGAGGAGCCCACUUCUCCCUCAAAAUCUACCGAGCCGAAGACCUGCCCCAGAUGGAUGAUGCUAUCCUGGACGGCGUCAAGCAGAUCUUUGGGUUUGAGAGCAACAAGAAGAACUUGGUGGAUCCAUUUGUGGAAGUUACCUUUGCUGGAAAAACGCUCUGCAGCAAGGUCCUGGAGAAAACGGCCAACCCUCAGUGGAAUCAGAGCAUCACCCUCCCAGCCAUGUUUCCUUCCAUGUGUGAGAAGUUGAGGAUCCGAGUCCUGGACUGGGACCGCGUCACUCACAAUGACAUUGUUGGCACCAGCCACCUGUGCAUGUCUCGAAUCUCAGCCCCAGGAGGGGAACUGGAAGAUGACUCUCCUGGCCUUGUGAAGCCUUUCAGAGCAACUGACAUUGAUGAUGGGUUGGGUUUCUUACCAACCUUUGGGCCAUGUUACAUAAACCUCUAUGGCAGCCCGAGAGAGUUCACGGGAUUUCCAGACCCCUACGAAGAGCUCAACAUGGGCAAGGGAGAGGGUGUUGCCUAUCGAGGGCGAUUGCUGGUAGAACUGGAGACCAAGUUGGUGGAUCACGUUGAACAGAAAGUGGAGGACAUCGCUGCUGAUGAGAUCCUGAGGGUGGAGAAGUACCUGCGUAGAAGGAAGUAUUGCCUCUUUGCCGCCUUCUAUUCGGCCACCAUGUUGCAAGACGUUGACGACGCCAUCCAAUUUGAGGUCAGCAUCGGCAACUAUGGGAACAAGUUUGAUAGCACCUGCCUGCCCUUGGCCUCCACCACGCAGUUCAGCAGGGCUGUGUUUGAUGGCUGUCAGUAUUACUACCUGCCGUGGGGCAACGUGAAGCCCGUGGUUGUGCUCUCCUCCUAUUGGGAAGACAUCAGCCACAGAACUGAUGUCCAGAAUCUUCUCUUCUGGGCUGCAGAGAGGCUGGAAGUGAACUUGGAGCAGAUCCACCACGCCCUGAAAGCCAAGUGCUCGGCCACUGACUUGGACGCCCUGGCAGCCCGCUUGAUUGAUGAGGUCAUCGCGGACUGCAGCCAGCCACUGGUGGACGUCACCCAGAAGCCAGUCAGCACCCACUUGGACCAGUAUCUCUACCACUUCCGCACAACCAACCUUAACCAGAUUGCCCAGGCGGCCUUGAGGUUGAAGCAUGAAGACUCUGACUUGCAUAUGGUCCUGGACCAGGCAGAGGACUGGCUCUCGCGGCUGAAAUCCAUGGCAGAGGAGCCUCAGAACAGCCUGCCGGACAUUGUGAUCUGGAUGCUGCAGGGAGACCGGCGGGUAGCUUACAGCCGGGUGCCUGCCCGUGAGGUUCUUUACUCAAGGAAUGGACCCAACAGCUGCGGGAAGAACUGUGGGCAACUCCAGACCAUAUUCUUGAAAAACCCUCAGGAAGAGGUGAUGGGGCCUCGGAUCCCGGCCCAGAUUCGAGUCCGGCUGUGGCUUGGGCUAGCUGUGGAUGAGAAAGAAUUCAACAAGUCAACGGAGGGGAGACUCUCCGUCUUUGCAGAAACGUAUGAAAAUCAAACCAAGCUGGCACUGGUUGGAAACUGGGGCACCUCCGGCCUGACCUACCCCAAGUAUUCCGAUGUCACGGGCAAGAUCAAGUUGCCAAAGGACAGCUUCAAGCCUUCCACAGACUGGGCUUGGGCUGGGGAGUGGUUUGUCAGCCCCGAAAAGACGCUGCUAUACGACGUGGAUGCCGGGCACAUGAGCUUUGUGGAGGAAGUGUUUGAGAACCAAGUGCGCCUUCCUGGCGGCCAGUGGAUCCACAUGGCCGAGCCCUACACAGAUGUGAACGGGGAGAAAGUUCUGUCCAAAGAUGAAAUUGAAUGUCCACCGGGGUGGAAAUGGGACGAUCCGGAGUGGGACACAGACCUCAACAGAGCGGUUGAUGAGAGAGGCUGGGAAUAUGGUAUCACCAUCCCACCGGACCGCAAGCCCAAGGCCUGGGUGCCGGCAGAGAAGAUGUACCACACGAACCGACGCAGGCGUUGGGUGAGGCUGCGCAGGAGGGACCUCUCGCAGAUGGAGGCUUUGAAAAAGCACAGGCAGGAAGAACUGGAAGGAGAGGGCUGGGAGUAUGCCUCCCUCUUUGGCUGGAAGUUUCACCUGAAAUACCGCAAGACUGACACUUUUCGCCGCCGCCGCUGGAGGCGUCGGAUGGAGCCACUGGAGCAGACAGGAGCAGCUGCCGUCUUUGCAUUGGAAGGUGCACUGGGCGGAGUGACAGAAGACAAGAGCGAUGACGGCAAAUCCGUAUCAACACUCAGCUUUGGUGUGAAUCGGCCAACCAUUUCCUGCAUAUUUGACUAUGGGAACCGGUACCACCUGCGUUGCUACAUCUAUCAAGCAAGGGAUCUAAUUGCCAUGGAUAAAGACAGCUUUUCAGAUCCCUACGCCAUCGUCUCCUUCCUCCACCAGAGCCAAAAGACGGUGGUUGCAAAGAACACUCUGAACCCCACCUGGGACCAGACUCUCAUCUUCUAUGAGAUCGAAAUCUUUGGGGAUCCCCUGGGCAUUGACAGCUCCCCUCCCUACGUGGUGGUUGAAAUCUAUGACCAUGACACCUAUGGUGCCGAUGAAUUCAUGGGCCGCUGUAUCUGCCGGCCGAGCCUGGAACGCCUGCCACGGCUGUCCUGGUAUCCCAUCACCAGGGGCAACCGGAAUGCAGGGGAGCUGCUGGCCGCAUUUGAGCUCAUCCAGAGGGAGAAGCCAGCCAUCCACCACAUCCCAGGCUUUGAGACUGAGGUGCUGUCUGUUUUGGAUGAGUCUGCAGACUUGGAUCUGCCGUACCCCCCACCGCAGAGAGAACCCAACAUCUAUAUGGUCCCUCAAGGAAUCAAGCCGGUUCUUCAACGUACAGCCAUUGAGAUCUUGGCCUGGGGGCUCCGGAACGUGAAGAGCUACCAGCUGUCCAGCGUCACUUCUCCCAGUCUCCUGGUGGAGUGUGGCGGGCAGAUGGUCCAGUCGUGCGUCAUCAAGAACCUCAAGAAAAACCCCAACUUUGAUGUCUCCGUUCUCUUCGUGGAAGUGCGCUUGCCCAGGGAAGACCUGUACAGUCCACCCAUCGUCAUCAAAGUCAUUGACAACAGGCCGUUUGGCCGCAGACCUGUGGUGGGGCAGUGUACCAUCCGCUCCCUGGAGGAGUUCUAUUGUGACCCCUACACAGAGGAGGUGGAGUGUGCUGCGACACAGCUAGAUGACGUGAGCCUCACCCCUAGAGAUGAUGUUCUCAUCGAGAUCGAUGACAAGGAACCUCUCAUUCCUGUCCAGCCUGCAGACGGCUUGACCAGCUCACCUCUCAUUAACAUGCAAACUUCUUGGGCCAGUCUCCAUGAAGAAGAGCUCAUUGAUUGGUGGAGCAAGUUCUACGCUUCCACGGGCGAAAGGGAGAAAUGUGGGUGUUACCUGGAGAAGGGCUUUGACACUCUGAAGGUCUUUGAAACGGAGUUGGAGAACAUAGAAGACUUUGGGGGUCUCUCAGAUUUCUGCCACACCUUCAAGCUGUUCCGUGGCAAGACGCAGGAUGCCAACGAAGACCCCACGGUUGUGGGGGAAUUCAAGGGCUCCUUCAAGAUCUACCCGCUCCCAGACGACCCCACAGUUCCUGUGCCCCCUCGGCAGUUUCAUCAGCUUCCAUCCCGGGGCCCUCAGGAGUGCCUCCUCAGGGUUUAUAUCAUUCGGGCCUUUGAUCUCCAGCCUAAAGACUCAAAUGGAAAGUGUGACCCUUACGUGAAGAUUUCCGUGGGGAAGAAAUCCAUCAAUGACCAGGAUCAUUAUAUCCCAUGCACUCUGGAACCCGUCUUUGGGAAGAUGUUUGAGCUGACGUGCACUUUGCCCCUGGAGAAGGAUCUGAAGGUCGCUCUUUAUGACUACGACCUCUUGUCCAAGGAUGAGAAGAUUGGAGAGACCACCAUCGACCUAGAGAAUCGGUUCCUCUCCCGAUUUGGGGCGCGCUGUGGUCUGCCCCAGACUUACUGCAUCUCUGGUCCCAACCAGUGGAGAGAUCAACUGCGACCCACCCAGCUGCUCCACCUCUUCGCCUUGCAUCGCAACUACAAAGCUCCCAUCUAUAAGCCAGACCGGAUCGUCUUCAGAGAUCAAGCCUACAGCCUCUCUGAUUUGGAGGACGGCAAACCACCGAAUCCGCACCUCGGGCCUGUGGAGGAGAGGCUUGCUUUGUAUGCCCUGCAGAAGCAAGGCCUGGUGCCAGAGCACGUGGAGACGCGGCGGCUGUACAGCCCCCUGCAGCCAGACAUUGAACAGGGGAAGCUUCAGUUGUGGGUGGACCUUUUCCCAAAAUCGCUGGGCGCACCUGGAGCACCGUUCAACGUGACCCCACGGAGAGCAAAGAGGUUCUACUUGCGCUGCAUUAUCUGGAAUGCCAAAGACGUCCUCCUAGAUGACCUCAGUAUCACAGGCGAGAAGAUGAGUGACAUCUAUGUGAAAGGGUGGCUGGUUGGCUAUGAAGAGAACAAGCAGAAGACAGAUGUCCACUACAGGUCAAUGGGGGGCGAAGGGAACUUCAACUGGAGGUUUGUGUUUCCCUUUGACUACCUCCCUGCUGAGCAGGUCUGCUGUGUGGCGAAGAAGGAGCAUUUCUGGAGCUUGGACAGGACGGAGAACAAAGUGGCCCCCCGACUGGUCCUCCAAGUGUGGGACAAUGACAAGUUUUCUUUUGAUGACUACCUGGGCUCCAUCCAGCUGGAUCUCAACAGCAUGCUGAAGCCAGCCAAGGCAGCUGAGAAAUGCUCCUUAGACAUGCUGGAGGACGCAGCGAAGAUGGUCUCUCUCUUUGAGCAGAAGACUGUGAAGGGCUGGUGGCCAUGUGUGGCAGAAGAGGAGGAGAAGAAGAUCAUUGCGGGAAAGCUGGAAAUGACACUGGAGAUUGUCAGUGAACAGGAGCAGGAGGAGAGGCCAGCCGGGCUGGGUCGGGACGAACCGAACAUGAACCCCAAGCUGGAAGACCCGCAGCGUCCCGAGACCUCCUUCCUGUGGUUUACCUCUCCCUACAAGACUCUGAAAUAUAUCCUCUGGAGGAGGUUCAAGUGGGUCUUCCUCGUUCUCCUCGUCCUUUUCAUCGUGUUGCUGUUCCUGGGGAUCUUCAUCUACGCCUUCCCGAAUUACGCUGCCAUGAAGCUAGUGAAGCCCUUCAGCUGAGCCAGCGCUGCUAACCCAAGCAACAGCGGCAUGAGAAGAGACAGGCCCACCCGUUGCACUGGCUGCACGGGGCCUUUCCCACGAUCUGAUCUGUCCUUCCGAAACACAAGUGCCAAGCAGAAAGUGAUGAUGGCUGUGUCUCCUUGUGGAACGUCUGCCCUCGACAAAAAUGAAGCCACGAGUUUAAAAGACUGCCCCCCACCCCGCCCCAGCAAAUGCUGCUCAGGUGACACGGCUGAAUUGGUCUACCGAACCUGGAUUUCCCUCUCGUCUCUGCACAGCGAAAUUCUAUGUUCCGGCUGCACGAGGAAUCAGUUCACGCUGAGGCUUGUUACUUAGAAAAGAAGCAAAAGCUCUUUAUUGUAGGAGAACUCCACGCUUGAGAGGAAAGGCAGAGCAAAGCCUUCUAGCUAUCCGUCUAGCCUAGGGUGGAGAGAGAGGGUCGAAAGCAUGUCCCGCCCUCCUGAUGGACAGAGGAAAGGAGGGAGAGAAGGGAAGCGACCAGGGUCUAGCAGGGACAGCUGCAAGAGAGGACAAAGGAACGGACAGGAAGCAACCUAGCUAGCCUUAACGGCUUUUCUAGCGCCCUCCCCUGAGACUCCAAGGCCAGUGCUCGCAUUCAGUGGCCCUGCACACUCGGUUCCUUCCAACAUAUUCUGCCUUCCUUUUUUCCAUGUUCAGACUUGGCUGAUGGGUCUCCACUGGUGGCAGCUGGCGACACUCCCCCCUUCUUUCUGGAGGAGAACGGGAGCCAGACCUGAACUUGCUAUUCCUUCUUCAGACCUUAGCAGGGGCUUCUUCUGCUGUGCAGAGAAGCACUUGAUGGUUGCAAGCCUUGUCUGGUGUGGGCCUGGCCCCCCGAAUCUUCCACUCCCCUCAAUGGAAUUCCACUGCCUGAGUCCAGUUGCAUCGUUCGGAGGGGAUACAAAAGGGGUGGUGGGUGAGGGCUGAGAGAGGUGCAAGUGCCAAGUGAUGUGAGAGAGAAGGCAGAGGACGCGCAACUGUCUAAUGCCAUGAGACGGAGACGUCCCACCGACUGAGGCCCUGGGAAACAAAUUGCGGGGAACCUUCUCCCAACUUAAAUGAUCACCCUGACAUUUCAGAGUCACAGAUUUACACCAUAUUCGCAGUUAAUGCAUGUUAAGCGCUGGGGGGUUGUGGAGGGGAAAAAGAGUAGACUCACAGGGUUGGAAGGUGCCUCCAGGGUCAUCUAGUCCACCCCCCUGCACAAUGCAGGAAAUUCACAACUACACCCCCCCCCCCCCCAACAGCCCCAGUGACCCCGGCUCCAUGCCCAGAAGAUGGCAAAACCCCGUCAGGAUCCCUAGCCAAACUGGUAUGGACUGUUGCGUUUGGCAAGUUCACAUGUAUCCCUAACUUUAUUACUUUAAGAUUUCACAGUGAAAAUUAAGCUUUUAAAAAUCCUUUCCUGUGGCCAACCCAUGUUUUCCAAGCACCUUUUGAACCCCAGAACAUACUUCAAAACUGUCUCUGCGUGAUUCACAAAAUGCUGACCCCACAACCAGACGUCUGUGGAAGAUCAGACCAAAGGUGCAGCUUGUCCAGCACCCAGGUCUGUCCCCAGGAUGCUCAGAAUCGGAGCACCAAGGCAGUGGCCCUCUCCUCCCAUUGGGCCCCGUUAGCAAGUGGCAUUCAGAGAUCUACUAUUUAGCCAUUGAUCCAGAGGAGUUAGCCGUGUUAGUCUGUAGUCACAAAAUAGUAAAGAGUCCAGUAGC